Vicia faba (fava bean) is the source of this 357-nucleotide messenger RNA. NCBI's taxonomy places the organism in Eukaryota, Viridiplantae, Streptophyta, Magnoliopsida, Fabales, Fabaceae. The record is from the annotation of a GenBank genome assembly.
AUGCUCAAGAUGGCUCAGAAGUUGAUCAAACAGAUUCUUCUCUUAAGCAUUGAGUCAACAACUAGGGUUUGGUAUUACUCAAGCAAAAUUGAGUUUCAAAUGGUUUUCAUGGUUCUUCAUGUACUCUCAAGGAUGUUCGUACUAAGUUUCAAGCCUCGCAUUGCAAAUCAUAUUCAGACAGUUGCAAGUUAUCAUGCAAUAGCAAUAGCACUCUCAUUGAUGGAAGCAUAUUCGUUGAGUGUGCAGCAUGAGCAAACAACUUUUCAAAUUUUGUAUGCAAAGCUUGGCCCUGAUGACUUGCGAACACAGGACACGGCAGCUUGGCUUGAGUAUUUUUUAUCCAAGGCUUUUGAAUAG